UGCAGCUAUGAACGACAGCAGCUCGUAUCCGUGGAAGCGACGGCGUAAACACAGCUUCUAUUACCAGUUGUGAAUCAAACGUCGACACUAGACGCAAUUAAAGUGACAACCAUAAUGGCUGACGGAGAAUACAAAACCGGAUUCGCUGCGGAUUUCGAGCCUCCACUGGACAAGAAACACGAAUGUCCUGUCUGCUACUUCGCACUUCGUGAUCCAAUACAGACAUCAUGCGGUCACAGAUUCUGUACUGACUGUAUCAACCAGAUUCUACUACUGCCACGUCCAAAGUGUCCAAUGGAUAAUGAACUAUUGAAGAGUGAUGAGAUUUUUCCUGAUAAUUUUUGUAAGCGAGAAAUACUAAGUUUGAAUGUACGAUGUCACAACAAGGAGAAAGGGUGUGACUGGCGUGGUGCUUUGAAGGAAUUGGAAGCCCACGAGAAUUCUUGCAUAUUUACUCUAAUUCAUUGCCCCAACGAAGGAUGUCAGAUUACUGUACCUGUCAAGGACCUCACUCAUCACCAGCAAAAUGAAUGUAAAUUUCGAUUGGUUCCUUGUCCCAUUUGCGGAAACUCAAUCGUUUUCAGUGAACAGAGAGAACACUUUAGUGCUAUUUGUCCAGAUAUUGAAAUUGACUGUGAGAACGAUUGUAAGAUGAAAGUGAAACGUAGAGAGAUGCCCGAGCAUCUUUCUGAACAAUGUCCGAAUACCAAGAUGCCUUGCGGUUUCGGCUUGCUUGGAUGUCCAUUUGUGGGCACAAAAUCUCAAGUCCAAGAGCACCAAAGCAACGAGCAACUGCAUCACUUACAGUUGAUGCUGACGAGGCUCAGUGAACCAGGGAGCGCCACCACUGCAGCCACAUCUGGUGCAGACGCAGAACGGCGACGCCAGUCUAUGGUAGGUAGCAGUACAACAACAGUUGCUCAUAGUAGUUCAGCACAGUUGACGUCAGCGACGACGACUGACGUCAACAGCGAGCGACUUCAGAACAAAAUCGUUGCUUUAUCGGCACAAAUGGAGUCGCUCAUGAGCGACAUUGUCGAUUCAAACCGUCAGAUUCAUGAGAAGCAAGACGAAAUCCAGACACAGAAAGAACAGAUACAAGAGAUGGUCGAUGCUGUGAGGCAUCUGCAAGGCACGUUUGACCGGCUCUCGCACGACAUAUCGAGCUGUCGUCGUGAGAUCUCUGUUAACAACACGAGAGUCGAGGGAUUCGAGCAAAAGCAAGUUGCAGCUCAAAGUAAAGUCGCAGCUCUGGAGCAGCAACAUGUAAGAAUCGAGAAGACGUUAUCGGUGAAAGACAACGCGUUGGCGGAGCACGACGUGCGAAUCCUGUCUCUAGAAAUGACGUCGUAUGAUGGGGUAUUACGUUGGAAGGUUACGGAUUUCAAUCGGCGACGAAGCGAAGCGAUCGCCGGCCGACGAUUAUCGAUCUACAGUCCGCCGUUCUUUACCAGUCGGAGUGGAUACAAGAUGUGCGCUCGUAUGUACUUGAAUGGAGAUGGAAUGGGCAAGGGAACGCACCUCAGUCUUUUCUUUGUUGUGAUGAAGGGCGAGUACGACGCCCUACUGAAGUGGCCUUUUCAGCAACGUGUCACGUUUACGCUCGUCGAUCAGGAGUAUUCCCGACAUAUCAGCGACACGUUUCAGCCGGAUCCGUCGAGUUCGAGCUUUCAACGUCCGACGAGCGACAUGAAUGUCGCAUCAGGAUGCCCGCUGUUUGUCCCACUAGAUGCGCUCGAGACUCGUGGAUACAUCAAGGAUGACACCAUGUUUAUACGUAUAGCUGUCGACAUCCAGGGACUUAAUCUUGUGUAGUUUGCCUCAGCCAUGCUCUUUCUAUUUCCUACCAUGAGGCUAUGGCAUGGCUGAGGCGAUCCCAACUACAGUGACGCCAGUGGUGGAUGGAUACACCGGGAGACAGCAAGGCAAAUAUGUUGAACUCGAGUUUUGAUUUUGAUCAAGAAAUGCUUGAAGUACUGAUGACAGAGUAGGAUGACAGUGUAAGGGUUGAUGUCAGCAUAGGGUUGGUUGGUGUCAGUGUGGGUUGAUGUCAGUGUAGGGUCGGUUGGUGACAGUGUGGGGUCAAAGGGAUGUGAUUGAAAGCCAUGCUUUGAUGACAUUUACAACCAGAGUCUGAGACUAUUGUGUUGCUACGUAAUCGUUGAGAAAUUUGACGUUUUUGGUGUUA
Messenger RNA from Corticium candelabrum, 2188 nucleotides. RefSeq names its product TNF receptor-associated factor 3-like. Lineage: Eukaryota; Metazoa; Porifera; Homoscleromorpha; Homosclerophorida; Plakinidae. The transcript is spliced from 8 exons. The record is from RefSeq and is a predicted model, not a curated record. Gene Ontology annotation, molecular function: zinc ion binding; protein binding. The coding region runs from base 115 to 1815 and encodes 566 amino acids. Gene Ontology annotation, biological process: tumor necrosis factor-mediated signaling pathway; regulation of apoptotic process; protein K63-linked ubiquitination.